UAUCAGGAAAGAGAAAACCGCUAUAUAGCCAAGCUGCUUAGGAGAAGACGAGCAACAUUGUAGCGACUGUAGUAUUUUUAUAAUAAUGUAAAGCGUCGGGGCGGUAUAGUAUAAACUCGUUUUGAAGAUGAAAGUGCGAUAGCUAGUGUGUAUUUGUUGUUAAGAGCAGAAAUGGAGAAGCAGUCGCGUCUGUUGUGUUCUGAGCUGUGUGUUCAGCGCAGACUGUAUGAGGUCACAUUAAACUGCGCGAUUCUCGCGUGGAAAGACAUACAAAUCGCCAAAAAACACACCGGACGCGCCAUAUAUGGAGCCGUCAAAGCGGGUAGUUAUUGUGUCCCGGUGUGUGAGAUUAUAGCCGUUCAGGAAAAAGAAGAUGACUCUCCGUGUGAAAACACUGGGAAAUGGCAGAAGGUUCCUCAGAGCCCAGCGGACUCCUGCCAGCAUGCUUUCACAGUGUUCUAUGUAGAGAGGACGAGGCAGCACUGCUGGUGGUGCAGCAACGUGACUUUCCACUGCUCUGAACAUUCCCUGUGUCUGCUCUGGGUCCAAACUAUUAGGGAACAACUUGCAUUGCUGAGUGCCCAAUCGACCGAAGAGUUUGCUAGUGUACAUCAACCCCUACGGAGGAAAACAACAUGGGAAGCAGAUUUACGACCACAAAGUGGCCCCCAUCUUUUCCCGGGCUUCCAUUUCCACCGACGUGAUUGGUCCCAUUCAUUUUCAGCACAUCCCUCCGAGUUACAGCUUUACAUCAGUGCUGAUGGUAAAGAACCGGUAAUGAAAUGUACCGGGGAUUGUUUUUCACCGCGACUUCAGCUUCAUCAUUUGAUGUGGCUGAUUGAUGGUCUCCAUCAAGCCAGCAGAAAAAUGCAAUUUAACUGCCAGAUGAACAUAAUGAUGUUUCUCCCCUCUGCCCAGCCUCGCUGUCAUUGUCCCGUUAACAAUGGCUUUUUCUCUGUUGUUUCUAUAGUUACAGAGCGUGCAAAUCAUGCCAGGGACCACUUGAAGACAGAGGCUGAUCUGAAGAAGUAUGAUGGUGUGGUGUGUGUCGGAGGUGAUGGCAUGUUCAGCGAGAUCAUGCAUGGCCUCGUCUCCCAUACGCAGCAAGAAGCAGGUGUGGAUGAGAACUCUAUGGAGGAGACCCUUAUGCCGUGUGGACUUCGCAUUGGCAUAAUUCCUGCAGGUUCGACUGACUGUAUAUGCUACGCCACGGUUGGCUCAAAUGACCCUGUCACUUCAGCACUGCACAUCAUUGUGGGUGAUUCUCAGCCAAUGGACGUCUGCUCGGUGCACAAUGAAGACCGCUUCCUGCGCUACUCUGUGUCACUACUGGGUUACGGGUUCUACGGAGAUGUGCUGACAGACAGCGAGAGGAAGCGCUGGAUGGGCCCGGCCCGUUACGAUAUCUCAGGUGUUAAAACUUUUCUGUCACAUCGCUACUAUGAGGGAACUGUGUCCUUCUUACCUGCUGAAGGGAACUUGGGAACUCCCAGAGACAAAAUGCAGUGCCGAACUGGGUGUAGUGUCUGUCGGCAAUCCUCUUCUGACAAACUGGUCAGCAAAAAUGAAGACAGCGUUUCUGAUGCUGAGUGUCAGGAUACGUGGACGGUCAUCAGGGGAAAGUUCUUGGCCAUCAAUGCUGCCAGCAUGAGUUGUGCGUGUCCUCGCAGUCCUAAAGGCCUGUCGCCGUCAGCGCACUUAGCAGAUGGUACUACUGACCUCAUCCUCGUCAGGAAGUGCUCCCGACUCGACUUCCUGCGCCACCUGCUGCGCCACACCAAUAAGGACGACCAGUUUGAUCACUCUUUUGUGGAGGUGUACCGGGUCAAGCAGUUCCGAUUCACCCCCAGAUAUCAGGAGUGUGAUUCUGAAGUGGACCUAAGAGAAAGCGGAGCGACAGGCAAGCGAUUCCUUAGUCAGAUCUGCAGGGAGCACAGAGCCUGUGGCUGCAUGCCUUCCCAGAGCAACUGGAACUGUGAUGGAGAGAUCCUCCCACACACUGCCAUUCAAGUCCGGGUCCACUGCCAGUUGAUCAAGCUGUUUGCGAGAGGCGUCGAAGAGCAGCCUGUGUUUGAGGACCCGUACGCUCACUGUGCAAUAUAGAUCUCCACUCCACUUAAAAAACCUCCAGCUGGAUCAUUACGGAUUGAGAUUCUUUGAAUGGAAGAGUCACCUUCAACUCAGCACAAUGUCAUGCUGUUUCUUAUGCUGUUUUACCCAGAUAAUCCUCAUGAAGAUGCAUUGAAAACACACAGAGCUGGAGUCAACAGCAUUUAUAUAGGCUGUAUUAGAUUUGUGUAAGAUAGGAUAGGCAUUAGCAUUGCCGAUUUUUUUAAUUUCAACCCAUGAAGUCCUUGAAGUUGCUGGUGAUAUCUCUUGCUGUAUGCCACAGCUUCCAGUUGUCAGCAUUUGUCUUCCACCAUGAUCAAGCUGGUCUUGAGAGUAGCGUUAAUUAAAUCCCAAAGUCAAAUUCCUGGAACUGUGAAAACUCUGAUCACCCCUGUAUACUAAGGACCAUGGAAAAGAUGUCCUCAUAUGCGACCAGGCAAUUCAGAUGUCACGAGAACCUCUGCUGUUUAUUCUAUUAUAUCUAUUCUACUAUUGUUGGUAGCCUACUUCAGACCUAAUCAAUCCCAGUACAUGCUGUGUACGCACAUGAUGUUCCACCAACUUUCCCUACUGAUCCAAAGAUACCAUUCACAACCCAUUUUAAUUACUUGAAUGUGGCCACGGUUUUCACCUUUGUGCUGCCCUGGCAGCGGCUGUUCAUUUACGGCUCAUGACAGGUGACAGUAUAAUGUACUACAAUGGUUGUCCAGUACUGUUUGUGUGUUUUCAGCUUAAGUUAAACCGAGUGCUCUCAGUAGGGUGUCACCUUAUGCAGUCAAGCACUUGUCAAGACUCAGUAAUGACUGAUAAUGAAGUCAUCUUGCAGGACUCGAGAUGAUGUGUAAGACCUGACGUUUAUUUUGAUGUGCUGAAUGAAAUGCAAAGCAAAUCCAUGAAUAAAGUUUAUUGA
This is a messenger RNA of Sinocyclocheilus rhinocerous, 3019 nucleotides long. RefSeq names its product ceramide kinase-like. The record is from RefSeq and is a predicted model, not a curated record. Gene Ontology annotation, biological process: ceramide metabolic process; phosphorylation. Lineage: Eukaryota; Metazoa; Chordata; Actinopteri; Cypriniformes; Cyprinidae. Gene Ontology annotation, molecular function: ceramide kinase activity.